GUCAAUGCCAACCAGAGAAGUAUCUCCCUUACACAGCAGUCUGUUAUCAAUGUCAAAUCCAAUGUUAACUCAUUUCUUUUAACAUCUGAAAGAGCACCUAUUCUACAGAAAUGGCAGCAUUUAGAUGGAUAUCUGAACUGGAUACUGAAUAUUCUACCAUGA
Guyanagaster necrorhizus is the source of this 162-nucleotide messenger RNA. RefSeq lists its product as uncharacterized. Lineage: Eukaryota; Fungi; Basidiomycota; Agaricomycetes; Agaricales; Physalacriaceae. The annotation marks the transcript as partial. The record is from RefSeq and is a predicted model, not a curated record. The transcript has a single exon.